ACCAUGAAGUCUCCUAAUUACACUUACCUGGAUCCUGUUUUCUUCCUGGUGGGCAUCCCAGGUCUGGAGCAGUUCCACUUAUGGCUCUCACUCCCUGUGUGCUGCCUGUGCACAGCCACAAUUGUGGGCAACGUAACCAUCCUGGUUGUUGUUGCCACUGAACCAGUCCUGCACAAGCCUGUGUACCUGUUCCUGUGCAUGCUCUCCACCAUUGACUCGGCUGCCUCUUUCUCUACAGUCCCCAAGCUGCUGGCCAUCCUCUGGUGUGGAGCUGGGCACAUCUCUGCCUCUGCAUGCCUGGCACAGAUGUUUUUCAUUCAUGCUUUCUGCAUGAUGAUGGAGUCCACUAUGCUGCUGGCCAUGGCCUUUGAUCGUUAUGUGGCUAUUUGCCACCCACUCCACUAUGCCACUAUCCUCACUGACACCAUCAUUGUCCGCAUUGCAGUGGCAGCUAUGGUGCGGGGCUCCAUUCUCAUGCUCCCAUGUCCUUUCCUCAUUGGGCGUCUGAGCUUCUGCCAAAGCCAUGUGAUCCCACAUACGUACUGUGAGCACAUGGCCGUAGUGAAGCUAGCCUGUGGAGACACCAGGCCCAACCGUGUGUAUGGGCUGACAGCAGCACUGUUGGUCAUUGGGGUUGACUUGCUCUGCAUUGGUCUUUCCUAUGUCCUUAUUGCAUGAGCUGUUCUUUGUCUCUCAUCCCACGAAGCUCGGUCCAAGGCCCUGGGGACUUGUGGUUCCCAUGUCUGUGUUACCCUAAUCUCUUAUACACCAGCCCUCUUCUCCUUUUUUACCCAUAGUUUUGGUCAUCAUGUUCCACUCCAUAUUCACAUUCUUUUGGCCAAUGUUUAUCUGCUCUUCCAACCUGCUCUUAACCCUAUAGUAUAUGGAGCUAAGACCAAAGAAAUACGGGAAAGGGUUGUCAGGGUGUUUCAAAAGGGGCAUGGAACUGGGGUCAAGUCAUCUGAGUGAUCCAGGAGUACAGA
Camelus dromedarius (Arabian camel) is the source of this 983-nucleotide messenger RNA. RefSeq names its product olfactory receptor 52P1-like. Gene Ontology annotation, molecular function: olfactory receptor activity; G protein-coupled receptor activity. Gene Ontology annotation, cellular component: plasma membrane. Lineage: Eukaryota; Metazoa; Chordata; Mammalia; Artiodactyla; Camelidae. Gene Ontology annotation, biological process: G protein-coupled receptor signaling pathway. The record is from RefSeq and is a predicted model, not a curated record.